Tetrapisispora phaffii CBS 4417 is the source of this 828-nucleotide messenger RNA. RefSeq names its product DNA-directed RNA polymerase III subunit C37 (gene RPC37). The coding region runs from base 1 to 828 and encodes 275 amino acids. Gene Ontology annotation, cellular component: RNA polymerase III complex; nucleus. Lineage: Eukaryota; Fungi; Ascomycota; Saccharomycetes; Saccharomycetales; Saccharomycetaceae. The record is from RefSeq and is a predicted model, not a curated record. Gene Ontology annotation, biological process: DNA-templated transcription. The transcript has a single exon.
AUGGAUAGCGGUAACAAACUGUUUGUAACAGACGAAGGUGAGGAUAUAAAUGUUGACCAAGAGCAAAUUGUGGCCUUAGAGACUGAAAGCAGGGAGACCAAUUCCAAAAUGGAUGUAGACGAUGAAGCUAAAGGUGAAGACGAGAAAGGGUCUGCUCAGCCAUAUGAAGAUGAUGCUGAUCCAGUUGUCAGUGAAAUUCCGCUGAAUUUACUUGGGACCAGCAAAGAUCUACACGUCUUCCAAUAUGUCAAUAGAACAAAAAUAUCAGGGCGCAAACCUUUGAAACUUCCUGCUGCUGGUAAGGUCAGAUAUCAAGAAAAUUCAUCGAUGUGGGAGUUAGAUAUUCCUCUAGAUGAUUCGAUAUUCUUUAAUAAAGAGAAAAUUAACAAAGACUGGGAAGCGAACGAUUAUCAAACAUUGAGAGGUGUUGGUGUUCCAAAUGCAGGACAAUAUGCCGGUUUUGAAUCAAAUGGUCAAAUGUACCUCGUGCCAGUUAAUAGUGUUGCACAGUUGAGGCCUUAUUUCAAAUAUAUUGAUGAUUCUAACUAUAAGAAAAAACAAGAUGAUAUAAAGCAACAGACAUCUAAUGUCCCACAAAGAGCACAUGUCGUCACAAUGUCUGUGAAAAGUGUGAGUGAGCAGCAACAAAACAGACUAACAGGCUCCCUAAUGGCACACAAAAUAUUAGAUGAAGAGGAACCUUUAAAUUUAGAAUGGGAUCGUUCUGAGAAUGGAAUUAAGCUUAAAGAAGAUAUCAUAGAGGAGAUGAAGAAACAUCGUUUAAAAGCUGUGUGUACUGAGGAACAAUAUUUGUCGAAUCUUGUAUGA